AGAAGACCGAGUUUACCCCAUCCCACUCCACAAUUCACUCUCAAUCAGCCGCCGCCGGAAACCGAGAAAGCGGCAACAAACUCCGCCCAUUUCGCCGAGUCUCUCUCCUCUUGGUCUUCUGCUCGACGAAAUGCGCCGGAGCACCACCCAGCGCCCGGGGCCGCGCCGCGGCGCCGGCGGGAAGCCCGGCUCCCGCGUCCAGGUCGCCGUGAAGCCCGACCGCCUCAGCGCCCUCCCGGACGCGCUCCUGCACCGCAUCAUGUCGUCCCUCAAGGCGUGGGAGGCGGUCCGCACCUGCGUGCUCGCGCGCCGGUGGCGCCACCUCUGGGCGUCCGCGCCCUGCGUCGACCUCCGCCUGCACCACUCCUCCGGCCGCGACGCCGACCCGCCGGAGGAGUUCCGCCACUUCGUGCACCGCCUCUUCCUCCUCCGCGACGCGUCGGCGCCCGUGGGCACGCUCCGCCUGCGGUCCGGCGACGAGGACGCGGGCUACGACGAGGACGACGCCAGCGCGUGGAUCAGGGCCGCCAUCAACCGCAACGCGCGGGUCAUCCAUCUCGCUGGGCAUCGCUUGGAGAUCGCGUCGUUGGACCGCGUGCAGUUCGUCUCCUGCCACCUCAAGGUGCUGAAGCUGUCGUAUGCCAGGCUCAACGACAGGAUCCUCAAGCAGCUCUCUUCUAGCUGCACGUCUUUGGAGGAGCUGGAUCUGAAGGAUUGCCUGGUGACAGGCCCUGGGAUUGUGUCUGCCUCUUUGAAGACUUUAAUCAUGCUCAAAUGCAAGAUCAACUGCGCCUUCUCCAUUGCUGCUCCGAACCUCCUACUUCUGCGCCUCACCACACCUUACGUCCGAGUCCCAUCGUUCAAGAACUUGGGGUCACUGGUCACAGGCACUAUCAUACUUGAUGACUCUUUCUUGGGUGAUGACUUUGAACACAUCAGUGAUGAAGAUGACUGUGAUGGAACUACUGAUGACGACGGGGAUGAGAGCGAUGAUAAUGAUUGGACAGAGAGCUCUAAGAUUCAUGAUGACUCUUCCUUGGGUGAUGAUUUUGGAUAUGAUCAUUUUAUAAGGUUUGGAUAUGGACAUACUUUUGCUGAAGAAAGUUACACGCACGGUCAUUACAAGGAUAAUUUUGAUUAUGGUAGUGAUAUCAAUAGCGAUGACAAUACCUGUGAAUACAGUGAGAUUGCAAAUGAUGCAAAGUAUGGCUACAAAGGGGCCAAGCUUUCCAGUGAAAAUGGUAACUAUGGUGGAAACAGAGAAUGCAAUGGCAGGAAGAUUUUAGGUGGACGUCAUAUUCUUGGGUCUCUUUCAAGUGCUAGAACUUUGGAGUUGUUGACUGAUGCUGGAGAGGUGGUUCUGAGUAGGGAACUGAAUAUGUGUCCAACUUUUGACAACCUGAAGACCCUGUCCCUUGGCGAAUGGUGUAUGGCUGCAGACUUUGAUGCAUUAAUUUUCUUGCUGCAGCACUCACCUAAUAUACAGAAGCUCUUUCUCCAACUUAAAAUUAACUUCAAUACCAGAAAGGCAUCAGAAACAGGUAUCAAACUACAGGGAAGAUCAUUUACUUGCAAAGACCUUCAAAUGGUGAAGAUUACAUGCUCAAAGGAUGAUGGGAGAGUCCAUAAGUUGGCAAAUUUGUUUAGGGAAAAUGGAAUACCCCUCAAGAAAAUUUAUGUCCGCCGCAGUGGGAGUGCUUAUCUCCGUAGCCAGAAGCAGAUGAAAGAAUUCGCCAGGCGUGAACUGGAGUUUUGGGGGAUGUAACAUCCAGCAGCCUCAUUUGCUUUCAGAUAAGAAAUCCUGUACCAUGGUCUCCACGAAGCUCUGAUCGUGCUCUCAAAGCUGCGCGGAAAUUCUCGAUGCCCUCUUUUUUUUUGUAACAUGCAUGGCUGAUGGUUAUGGCCAUCAAUCAUUGGAAUGUUCUUCCCCGUAUGAUGAUUUGAGACUUUAAAUUUUUUAAACCAGUAGUAGGUCUAGGCUCAACCGCUCAAGUUCAUUUUUGCUUUGUUCCUGUAACGGAUAUGAAUGCUCCUCGUUUGAGUGUUUUAGACUGGUACGUCUCAGGAGUUUGCCAUGCAACCAUGUCGUUUCUACGAUGACAAA
Triticum dicoccoides is the source of this 2104-nucleotide messenger RNA. RefSeq lists its product as uncharacterized. The transcript is spliced from 5 exons. The record is from RefSeq and is a predicted model, not a curated record. The coding region runs from base 131 to 1765 and encodes 544 amino acids. Lineage: Eukaryota; Viridiplantae; Streptophyta; Magnoliopsida; Poales; Poaceae. Gene Ontology annotation, molecular function: protein binding.